This is a messenger RNA of Carlito syrichta (Philippine tarsier), 1206 nucleotides long. It is a transcript of the gene PRR5, whose product is annotated as proline rich 5. The record is from RefSeq and is a predicted model, not a curated record. Gene Ontology annotation, cellular component: TORC2 complex. Gene Ontology annotation, biological process: TORC2 signaling. Lineage: Eukaryota; Metazoa; Chordata; Mammalia; Primates; Tarsiidae. The coding region runs from base 149 to 1030 and encodes 293 amino acids. The transcript is spliced from 7 exons.
CCACAACGGGGUGAUCGCCGUCUUCCAGCGCAAGGGGCUGCCCGACCAGGAACUCUUCAGCCUCAAUGAGGGCGUCCGGCAGCUGCUGAAGACAGAACUGGGGUCCUUCUUCACAGAGUACCUGCAGAACCAGCUGCUUACAAAAGGCAUGGUGAUCCUUCGGGACAAGAUCCGCUUCUACGAGGGGCAGAAGCUGCUAGACUCGCUGGCAGAGACCUGGGACUUCUUCUUCAGCGACGUGCUGCCCAUGCUGCAGGCCAUCUUCUACCCUGUGCAGGGCAAGGAGCCGUCGGUGCGCCAGCUGGCCCUGCUGCAUUUCCGGAACGCCAUCACACUCAGCGUGAAGCUGGAGGAUGCGCUGGCCCGCACCCACGCUCGUGUGCCCCCUGCCAUUGUGCAGAUGCUGCUGGUGCUGCAGGGGGUGCAUGAGUCCAGGGGCGUGACGGAAGACUACCUGCGCCUGGAGACGCUGAUCCAGAAGGUGGUGUCGCCGUACCUGGGCACCUAUGGCCUCUACUCCAGCGAGGGACCCUUCACCCACUCCUGCCUCCUGGAGAAGCGUUUCCUGCGCCGCUCCCGCUCGGGAGACGUGCUGGCCAAGAAUCCGGUGGUGCGCUCCAAGAGCUACAACACGCCGCUGCUGAACCCCGUGGCAGAGCAUGAGGCGGAGGCCGCGGCGGCUGGCAGCACGAGCAUCCGCAGGCACUCAGUGUCCGAGAUGACGUCCUGCCCCGAGCCCCAGGGUUUCCCCGACGCCCCUGGCCAGGGCCCCGCGGGGGCCUUCAGGUCCUCCCCCACGCCCCACUCGGGGCCCUGCCCCAGCAGACUGUACCCCCCGACUCAGCCCCCUGAGCAGGGCCCAGACCCCGCCCACGGCUCCCCGCCCCCCUCCAGCCCCGAGAACUUGGUGGACCGGAUCCUGGAAUCCGUGGACUCGGAUUCCGAAGGGAUUUUCAUUGACUUUGACCGGGGCCGCGGCUCCGGCGUGUCCGACUUUGAGGGGCCCGGGGGCCGGCAGAGCGUUGUGUGAGGCCUGGAGGCCGGCAGAGCGUUUUUACCGACCCCCGUGCGCGCGCGUGUCCGUGUGGUGUGUGCGUGCGUGCGAGACUUUUUUACUCCGUCCAGGCCAGCGCUCCUAUCGACCUCGUCGCUGGCCUCCGUCACUUUGUAUUCCCGAUUGUGCUGGAAAUACCAUCUGCCUCUCCU